Rubroshorea leprosula is the source of this 1939-nucleotide messenger RNA. NCBI's taxonomy places the organism in Eukaryota, Viridiplantae, Streptophyta, Magnoliopsida, Malvales, Dipterocarpaceae. The record is from the annotation of a GenBank genome assembly.
AACCUAAUUUAUUUGUUUAAAAUUUAAAGAAACGUAAAAUUCUAGUUAACGUAUUGAUAAUUUCUCCAAACUGAAAAUAAAAUAAUUUCAUCAUUAAGGCGACUGUCAUGUUAUGUUAUUUACUCAUCCUCCAUUGCAUCUUCACCUCCAUUAUUUUCUUCUUUCUAGACUCUAGACAUAAACCCUAGACCCCAGGGAAAAACAACCAAAUCCACGACAUCAGUGAAAUUCCUACACUUCUUUCUCAUCCAUGGCACUCUCCCCUUCUUACUCUACCCUUCAAUCUUCCUCAUCCUCUUCUUCUCCUCCAUUAAUCACGACAUCUUCCAUUUCCCUCAAUUUCUUUCUUUCUCUCCCAGAAGUCACUUCAAAGAAAACCCAUCACCAUUAUUUCUCCAAGAUUUUGUCAAUGAAACCAGUUUCAAUAUCAGUAAUGUAAAUAUUAUUUUCUAAAAAAUAAUUUGACUUUUGAGAGAGAUAUAUAUAUAUAUAUAUUAAACUUAAUUACGAGAUUAAUUGUCUUUUUGUAUAUAUAUUUUUUCCAGACGAUGGUGGUUGAAAGGAAUAAGAAUAAGAGUCGGAUGGAGGUUAUGGAGGAAGGACUGGCUCGAGCGAGGGCGGCAAUAAAACAGGCGUCACAGCGGCGGAGUUACACGUCGAGUAAGGAGGAGAGCCUUGUUCCGAGAGGAGCUGUUUACAAAAACCCUUAUGCGUUUCAUCAGAGUCACAUUGAGAUGGAGAAGAGGUUCCGGGUAUGGUCCUACAAGGAAGGGGACCCGCCUUUAUUCCACACCGGGCCCAUGAAAGACAUCUACUCCGUGGAGGGGCAGCUCAUCGACGAACUCACCAGCGCCGACAGCCCCUUCUUGGCUCGCCACCCUGACGAGGCGCUAGCCUUCUUCCUUCCGGUCAGCAUUGUCAACAUCGUAUGUUUUGUCUACCGCCCUUACACAAAUUACUCCCGUGACAGUCUCCAGAACAUUGUCAAGGACUACAUCACUCUAGUUGCUGGUAGAUACCCUUACUGGAAUCAGAGCUCCGGCGCCGAUCAUUUUCUCGUCUCCUGUCAUGAUUGGGCACCGGACGUUUCAGCCGCCGAUCCCGAACUUUUCAAGAAUUUCAUCAGAGUUCUUUGCAAUGCCAACUUAUCGGAGAGAUUUAAACAGGCUAGAGACGUUUCAAUGCCCGAAAUCUUCCACCGAUAUGGGCAACUCGGCUCCCCUGACCUCGGCCAACCCCCUAACAACCGCUCCAUCCUCGCUUUCUUCUCCGGUGGCGCUCACCGGGUUGUCAGAAAGAUCCUAUUUGAACACUGGAAGGAAAAAGACGACGACAUCCUCGUUUACGAGUACCUCCCCAAAACCCAGAAUUACACCCAACUAAUGGGCCGAAGCAAGUUCUGCUUGUGCCCUAGUGAGUGGGAAGUGGCCAGUCCAAGGGUGGUUGAAUCCAUAUACGCCGGCUGUGUGCCGGUGAUAAUCUCCGAUCACUACGUGCUGCCGUUCAGCGAUGUGUUGGACUGGAGCCAAUUUUCAGUUCACGUACCCAUUUCAAGGAUACCGGAGAUAAAAUCAAUACUGCUAGGAAUUUCGGAGGCUGAGUAUUUAGCGAAACAGAGGCGGGUUGUUCAAGUGCAACGACAUUUCGUGUUGAACCGGCCGGCAAAGCGGUUUGAUUUGAUGCACAUGGUGAUGCAUUCAGUGUGGCUCAGAAGGUUGAAUUGGAGGCUGCCCAUUAUGUGGUUGUUAAUUAAUUUCGGAAGGAAAAUGGGAGAAUUUUUUUUGCAAUAGUUGUAGGCAAUAUACCCUGUAUAAUAAUUCACAAGGAUUCAUCUUGAAAAAACACAUUAGAAAAUUUCAUUAAUCCAUUCAAUGGGUUCGGUAAUUUGUUUCAAGAUACCAUGAUUACAUCUACCAUUCAAUAAACAAUCAUAGUUUGC